UGGUAGGGGGUUCUGAUACGGAUGCUGGAAGGCGGGUCCAGAGUGGUAGGGGCGGGUUUUUGGUCGACUGGAGGCGGGGCCUGGAAGGCAGGAGCCUAGCCUAGGCUUGCGGGGGCUGGCUUUUGUCCAGGGAAGGCAGGCCCGACCUACGUAAGCCUUCGUGUCGCCAUGGCAGCAGGAACGCGCAGCUCCGUAAAAGUGCGGGCUAGCCAGGAAGAUGCUGAACCAAACCGGCCGAUAAUUUAUGAGGUAGGUGCUGAAAAGUGGUGAGUAGCUGAGAAAUAUUACCACUUGUUGAGCCUCCAGAUCGGAAAUAGAGAUGUGCAUAGAGACGAGGGUGCGAAGGGGAAAACGCAGAAUAUUUCGGUCUGAGUCCUCUCAGGACCCUGUAGAGUCUUAGUGUGAAGUUCCUGCUUCAGACGUUAGAGCUUGGAGAUGAGUUGUAACUCAUUCCCCUUCCUUAACCCAUCGUACCAUUCUCCCCAAAUAUACCUGUUGGAUCAAUAUGAGGAUGAUUCCCUGAAGAUGAGUAGAAUACUGACAAGGGAAUUGCAACACAUACGCACACGCACGCACACACACCACACAUUAGUGUUGCUAUUAUCAACCUUAUAGAGAAUCAACGCUAAUUUACAAUGGUUGUAGUAUCACAUAAAAUUCAGUAGUCGUCGCUGCCGCCGCCACUAUCACCACCUUUAAAGUAAUUGCUAGGCCUUUUCUCUGACACCGACCCCGUUAGUUCGAGUGGGUUUAGAAGAGGUGGGCUGGAAAACUACCCUCGUUGCAAAUUGUUGGGGCAAUUCUAUGGCUUAUUUUCUAUGUGCUAGUUAGGGGUAAACAAAAUAACCCUUUUCAAGGGUUCUUAGCUUUGAGGUUCAAAAUGCUGUAGGCAACACUGUAUUGACAUAAAAUUGGGUAGGCAAAUUCUGCCAUAGAAUUAAAUGCUGAACCAGUUGCAGCAUGUGUGUCUGUGAUCCCUCCACUUAGAACGUGGAGACAGGAUGUUCAGGAGUUCAAAGCCAUUCUCUGUUACAUAGAAAAUUGGAGACCAGCCUGGGUUUCAUGGGACCCUUUCUCAACUUCCCACACCCAGUUUCAAUGUAUAUGCUUCCUGUGACAGGUUAAAAGUUUCCCAGGAUAAAAAUAAAAGUAAGUUUAAGAAGUUUCUCUAUUAAAAAAUAUUUAUUUUAUUCGUAUGAGUACACUAGCUAUCUCCAGACACACCAGAAGAGGGCAUCGGAUCCCAUUACAGACGGUUGUGAGCCAUCAUGUGGUUGCUGGGAACUGAACUCAAGACUCUGGGAGAGCAGUCAGUGUUCGUAACCACUGAGCCAUCUCUCCAGCCCGAAGAAGUUUCUGAUGAAUAAAAAAUGUGCCCAGAGCAGAUAAUCUGGUAUUUCUUCUGGUUAUCUUAAUAAGUCCCAUGGUUUUUUGUUUGUCUGUUUGUUUGUUUGUUUUUUGGACAAGUGUGGGGAAGACUGUGUGUUGGGGGAGGUGGUGGAGAGUAGAGCCAAGAAAACAUCCUUCUUAUUUCUGUGAAAACCUAAGUUAAAAUUGUUUUAAAGUGUCACUGAAGAACUAGAGAGAUGGCUCAGUUAUCAAGGCUUUUCUGGAGGACCUGAGUUAGGUUUCCCACAGCCACGUGCAGUGGCUCUUAACCUCCGGUAGCUCCAGUUGCAGGACGUCCAUCCCUUCUUCUGACCUCCACUGUCACCAGCCCGCCUCUACCCCUACGCACAAACACAUAGAUAAAAGAAAAUGCAACUAGGAUGACUCUCUUGCCAUUAUAGCAUCUUAGCUGCUCAUCAGGGUCCUAAGUCUGAUACUUCAAGAUGACUUAAGUUGAUAGACUAAAGGAAGCGACCUGGCUCCUAACUUAGCUUUUUUUAAAAAAAAAAUAUUUUAUUUAUUUAUUAUAUAUUAUGAUUACACUGUCGCUAUCUUCAGACACACCAGAAGAGGGCAUCAGAUCUCAUUUCAGAUGGUUGUGAGCCACCAUGUGGUUGCUGGGAUUUGAACUCAGGACCUCAGGAAGAGAAGUCAGUGUUCUUAACCACUGAGCCAUCUCUCCAGGCCUUAAUUUAGCUUUUGAAUUUUCUUCUCCGAUGUACCUUCACGCAUCUCCUUUUCCUGUCUUCAGGUGGCCCUGAGUCGGAUCUUCUAGGGAAUCUGAAGAUGGGGACUCAAGUGGUUAUGAGAGUCUGUAACUCCUCUCUGCCUGGAGCGCCCUCUCAACAGCUACAGGCCUAUGUGGCCUGGGUGAAUGCCCAGCUGAAGAAGAGGCCAUCCGUGAAGCCUGUGCAGGACCUGCGACAGGAUCUCCGAGAUGGAGUAAUCCUGGCCUAUCUCAUCGAGAUUGUUGGUGUUGUCGAUGUUGUUGUUUUUCUUCUCCUAACAGCAGGAGAAAAACUGAGCGGAGUACAGUUGAGUCCUAGUAACCAGCAGGAGAUGAAGAGCAAUGUGGAGAGGGUCCUACAGUUUGUGGCUUCCAAAAAUAUUCGUAUGCACCAGACUUCGGCUAAAGAUAUUGUGGAAGGAAACCUGAAGUCUAUCAUGAGGCUGGUCCUUGCCUUGGCAGCUCAUUUUAAACCUGGCUCUAGCAGGACGGUGAGCCAGGGGCGAGACUCCAGAACCUCUGUGCAGAGUCAUCAACCACACUGUGCCACCGCUGUGGCCCAAGGAGCAGCGGCUGCUCUGGCUGAUGUGUGCCAUGACGUGUCACGGUCAGGACGGGAUGUCUUCAGAUACAGACAGAGGAAUGCCAGUGUGGAUGAGGAGAUCGAGAACCCAUACUGGAGUGUGCGAGCACUUGUGCAGCAAUACGAAGGCCAGCAAAGGUCCCCAUCUGAGUCCAGCUGCUCCAGUCUGACUUCACCCAGUCCAAUUCACAGUGCAAAGAGCGAAUCCAUUAUAACCCAGUCAGAGGAAAAGGCCGAUUUUGUGAUUAUUCCCUCUGAAGGAAUAGAGAACAGAACAGACGAGACAGGCUCUCCAUUAUCCCGAGACUGGAGGCCGGGAAGCCCAGGAACCUACCUGGAAGCCACAUGGGAAGAACAACUGUUGGAGCAACAAGAACACUUGGAAAAAGAAAUGGAGGAAGCCAAGAAAAUGAUUUCAGGACUACAGGCCUUGCUACUCAAUGGCUCUCUACCGGAGGAUGAACAGGAAAGACCGGUGGCCCUCUGUGAACCAGGAGUCAAUCCCGAGGAACAGCUGAUUAUAAUCCGAAGCCGUCUGGAUCAAAGUAUGGAGGAGAAUCAGGACCUUAAGAAAGAACUGCUGAAAUGCAAACAAGAAGCCAGAAACUUACAGGGGAUAAAGGAUGCCUUGCAGCAGAGGUUGACUCAGCAGGACACGUCCGUUCUUCAGCUCAAGCAAGAGCUGCUGAGGGCAAAUAUGGAUAAGGAUGAGCUGCACAACCAGAAUGUGGAUCUGCAGAGGAAGCUUGACGAGAGGAACCGGCUCUUAGGAGAAUAUAAAAAAGAUCUGGGACAGAAGGACCGCCUUCUUCAACAGCAGCAGGCCAAGUUGGAAGAUGCUCUUCGGAAACUCUCAGACGCCAGUUACCAGCAGGUGGAUCUAGAACGGGAGCUAGAGCAAAAAGAUGUCCUUCUGGCUCACCGCGUGAAAGGAGACACAGAUGAGGUGACAAAUUACAACAGUCACAGCUCUCAGCGCAAUGGCUUUGUCCUUCCGGUGGCAGGGAGAGCCGCCACUACUGCCACCCACAGAGGGCCACAGAGCAGUGACCUCCAGCUCGUCCGAGAUGCUCUACGUAGCCUGCGAAACAGCUUCAGUGGUCAUGACCCUCAGCAUCACACCAUUGACAGCCUGGAGCAGGGAAUCUCUAGCCUCAUAGAGCGUCUGCAUGUCAUAGAGACACAGAAGAAACAGGAAAGGAAGGUUCGGGGGCGGUCACCCAGAAAUCAAGCAAGCAGUGAAUAUCGAGCCUCCUGGCCCCCCAAUUCCACGUUGCCUCACUCCCAGAGCUCCCCGGCCGUCAGCAACACCUGCACUAAAGUGCUCUACUUCACGGACCGCUCACUCACGCCCUUCAUGGUCAAUAUACCAAAGAGGCUGGGGGAGGUGACACUGAAGGACUUUAAAGCAGCUAUUGAUCGAGAAGGGAGUCACCGGUACCACUUCAAAGCACUGGAUCCCGAGUUUGGCACUGUCAAAGAGGAGGUUUUCCAUGAUGAUGAUGCCAUCCCUGGAUGGGAAGGGAAAAUCGUAGCCUGGGUAGAAGAUCAUAGAGAGAAUUAACUGGACCUGGACACUCCCUGGCUGCUUCUCUCAGGAAAGAGGACUAACACCAGAGGACACUGAGAAGUUUCUAACUCGUGCUGCCAAAAAGAAGCUUCUUCAAGUAUGAUGGUCACGGGCCAGUCCUGUUUGUGUGCCUGGCAUAUCUGGUACUUCAAAUCUCUGUCCAAAACAUAGGAAUAUGGGUCCAUCUGGAGCUCCUUGUCAGUGGGAACAGUGUUUUCUUCUACUCUGAGGACAUCAAACCGAAGGCCUUAACCACCAGGGAAGGAUGACCCCUCUCUCGUAGGGGCAUGGCUGCUAUGAUCGGAACCUGGAGUGGAAGCAUCAGUCCGUCGGUUGGCCUUGAUGGUUGCAGCAAUCAGAGCCCAGCAUUUGUGCUUACAGACAAGGCAGAGGUACCAACUUUGCUGCUUCUUUGCAGACACUGCAAACCAGGAGUGACUUGUGAGGUGGUACCAAAGAUGAGAGCCUAAAUGCAUAACUGGCCUGGACGUGAACGAUACUGACUUGUUGACUGGGUGGGGAGAGGGCCGCCCAUAUUGUGCUAUACUACGCCAAAACCAUAACUCAGACCUUGGGCUGCCUCCUGUUUUUAACUGGCUCUGCAGCUUGUCCUUAGCCCACUGUGGGCAUUUUUCACAUGCUGUUGGUUUUCUCUGGGGACUCUUUAACUUUAGAGCCAUUUUAUUUUUCUCCAAACAGAUAAACCUUGUGUUUGAAAAGGAUGAGAGAAGCGAGAGGCUCCUUAAGAAUCCAGGAUACAGAAAGGUGCUGUUACCCACAUCCCUUGACACGAACUCAUGGCAUCGCCUUUGCAAGGAGACAGACCUUUAAUUUGUGUUUGUGAGUUGAGUACUGAGCACGACUUACUGGUCUGCCUCUCCCUUCGCGGCUGGAGUUACUUUCUAUUACACAUUUAGCUUGGGCUGCUCCCUGAGGGCCAUGCCCAGUGGAACCCUUGGGCACGGAGCGUGAGUGAGUUGUGAAUGGCAGGGUUGAUUCAAGGUGAAGUCAUUUCUUAUUGCAACAUUGCCGAGUAUGAAGCUAAAGAGUUCAACUUCCAGAGGUUCCUCACUAACUUGGGUUUUCUCAUUCACUCACCUAGCACCAUCUGCCAGUCAGCCAUGGUUAUCUGUUUAUACAGUCCCUCAAGCAGUCUGCAACCACACUGUACACUGCCAAACAGAAGAGUGGGACAGAGGGCUCAGUCUGGGGCCUGCCUGUCUCUGUCUCCCAUUUUCAGCCAUUUGAACAGCAUAUUCUUUGGAACGCUGAGAUAACGUCUUAUUGUUUUUUAUAGACAUGUCUUUUAAAAAUAGUCCAUGUUUGAGAAUUGUUUUGUACUUGUUUGCUUUUGUCUGAGAACCAUGUCUAUUUUUCUAACUUGAAUGACUUCUGUGUAAUCUCACGUUCCCUGUACUCUAUCCAUUUUCUACAACACCCAGUAGCUUUUCUACCUUCUCUUCCUACUGCCUCCUGUGGUUUCAGAACAAGCUUUAUUUUGUUACGAGUAUACUAAUGGCAGUUUGUUCUGUCCAAUUCUCCCUGCUUUUAGUGGUGGAGAUCUUUUUUAUUUUAUUUUUUCUAGUUGAUUGCUCUUCUAAAAGACAUGAGAUCAAAAAGACCUGAUGUCUUCCAUGCACACUACCCUGGUCUUCUUUUGAAGAACAAUUUUUCAUCAGCUGUAACUAGGAAAGUUCAGGAAAGUCAGCCAUAAGCAAGAACAACUCAUUGUGAAAGCCAACAGAAGAAAAAUGUUAUUUCCGUUUUUUUCCAAGUCAAUUGGAGGGAUUAAAAAGUCCGUGUAUCACCAAUUUCUCUGUUGCAUGAACUUUAGUGUUUUACUAUCUGACAGCAUGAAAGUGAUCAGGCUAAACUUCAAUACUGUAGUCCAGAUACAACUUACCUUGAAUGUCUGCUCUUAAAUAAGGUUUUCCUUGUCCGUUUCCUUUCAGCAGUCUUAACAUUAUGUGAAAUUAACUUUUCAGCCAAAAUUAAAUCAGAGAAAAAACUUCAAGCCCUCUACAUCGUCUUUUUUUUUUUUUUUUUCAUUUUUGGGAAAGGACCUGCCUGGCCUCAAUGCCUACACACAGAGCAGAGGUCGAAUGGAGUUCAUUAGCCUCAUGUACCAUAAGUAAAAUGGCCAAGCAUCUCUCCCGGAGGAUGUAUUUCAUUAAUUCCUGUACAUAGUGGGUCAGACAUCCUCAUUCCGGUCCAUAAUUCUGGAAUCUUCAGAACAGGGGCAAGCAUAAAUUCAUUCACUUUUAAAUAAUAUCUUAUUUGGCUAAACUCAAGGACAGCAGUUCUCUACCUGUAGGUUGUGACCCCUCUGGGGAUCAAACAACUCCCAGGGGCUGCCUAAGACACUGGAAAACACAGAUAUUUACAUUAUGAUUUAUAACAGUAACAAAAUUAGUUUUAUGGUGGGGAUCACAACAUGAACUGUACUAAAGGGUCACAGCAUUAGGUAGGUUGAGACCACUGCUCUUGGAGAACUUGUGGCUUAAAACUAUUGCUUCCUGGUGAUACUGGUAUGGGCUAGUCCAUUUUGCCAUUGCUGACAUCCUCUUUCCUUGGGAAAAGUGGUUUCAACCCUUUAAUCCCAGCACUGGGGAUGCAGAGGCAGGGAGGUCUCUUUGAGUUUAAGGCUAGCCUGGUCUACUCAGUAAGUUCCAUGACAGCCAGAACUACAUAGUGAGACUCUGCUUUGAAAAACAACAGAAAACAAAACCAAAACAAAUGUACUCAUCUGUAGAAAUGUUCCUACAUACACCUAUAUACACAUAAGUAAAAAUAAAUCUUAAAAAUGACCUCAAAUGCUAAUUUAGUUAUUUAAAAACUGAAGAGUAUCAUCUUCUUGCUCAAUUCCCUCAAUCAUUGGGAACACUUUACAGUUUGUACCUGAAGCUUCUGCCUGGUCAUAGAUACAUGCCUGUAAUUCCAACAUUUGGGAGGCUGAGGCAGGAGUACUGGUUAGUGCCGAUCUGGCCUAUAAUGAGAUCUGUGCCCGGGUUAAAUAGAAGGAUGCGUUAGAUACAUUUGGCAACUCCAGUGCUCCUUUUGGACUGAGUUUUCAGCUCUUUUGACUGGGAUAACUAAGUUAUGAAAAGAUCUUUAUGUUCUACAUCCAACUUAAGAAUAUCAGUUACUGAACAACAUACCAGUUAUAAUCAAAAUUCUCAUCUUACUCAUAAGUAUCAUCAUUACACACUCUUACUUGUCAAACUUAAGAGGUAUAGCUUGCUUAAAAUACCUAUGUGUAAAGUUCUAUUUUCUUAGAAACAUGGAUGUUUGUAACCAUGGCUUUCAGAGAUUCUUACCACGUAUUCUGUUUUACUGUGCUUUCAUAGACUGUUAUACCAGAGGUUUCCGAUUAUCAAAGUAAUAACGUGUUUUAACUGCCUAUAUGUACCAGAGUUGUGAACAAGUCAAAACCAAACACACGCACUCUGAAUAAAAGGGAGUUUGCAAACUAAA
Rattus norvegicus (Norway rat) is the source of this 7743-nucleotide messenger RNA. The record is from RefSeq and is a predicted model, not a curated record. Lineage: Eukaryota; Metazoa; Chordata; Mammalia; Rodentia; Muridae.